AUGCUUCCAGAUAUGCUCCUACACAUCGCUGUUAGGUUGCUUUGCCGGGAUCAUUUGUUAUUCGGAUCUUCCCACAUUUCGACAUCAGAUCCCGCGGAGAUUCGUAAUUUGAUCAUGUCUCUGAAGCCAGGGGUGAUUUGCGUGGAACUCUGCCACGAACGAUUGCCAAAGGUCCUUCAACAAGUAAAGGCUGGCUCAGUGGAUUGUCUGAAAGACCUUGGCGAGAUCAGCGAUCAUAAGAAUGAAUUCGGACUGACCAGAGAGGGAGCAGACAUGUUGUCUGGGCUUCAGCUCGCAAGCAAGACGAGAACUCGGUAUGAACUGAUUGACCGCCCAAUUUCUGUGACUUCUGCCAGGCUUGCAGCCAAGGUGCCGACAGGCGAAGUGACCAAAUUCUGGUUGUUGAGGCCCUUUGAGUUGCUUGGCGCUUGGCGGUGA
Molecule: messenger RNA, 438 nt
Organism: Prorocentrum cordatum
Lineage: Eukaryota; Dinophyceae; Prorocentrales; Prorocentraceae
Source: the annotation of a GenBank genome assembly